Penaeus monodon (black tiger shrimp) is the source of this 723-nucleotide messenger RNA. RefSeq names its product serine/threonine-protein kinase CTR1-like. The record is from RefSeq and is a predicted model, not a curated record. Gene Ontology annotation, biological process: protein phosphorylation. The transcript has 2 exons. NCBI's taxonomy places the organism in Eukaryota, Metazoa, Arthropoda, Malacostraca, Decapoda, Penaeidae. Bases 1 to 723 code for a protein of 240 amino acids. Gene Ontology annotation, molecular function: protein kinase activity; ATP binding.
AUGAACCCUGAGAUCAGAACGAUUUACGCUGCGAAACACAGAGAAGCUGCGCGUCUCUUCCGCGAGACCCAUCCUGACGCCGGCGUCACUUACCCCGCGGGCGUGUGGAACAGAGUGACACCAACAUCUGCCGCCCACAGGGUGACGAAAGCUCUCCGCACGAAUCAGAAGAGGGAGCUCGGGCAGGGCCGCUUCAGCAUCGCCACGCUUGUCCACUGGAACGGGGCCGAGGCCGUGAUGAAAACGCCGGUCGAGGACUCCGCGUGGAUAUUUGUUGAAGAAUUAAUGCAUCUGAGGCACCUCCGGGGCGCCGGCGGAUCCCCCAUAGCCCUUGGACUGUGCCCAAAUCCCCCGGCCCUCUUCAUAUCCUUCGUGGGGCAUCAGACUCUCGAAAAUUACUUGCAGGAAAAGAGGACCGACGAAGAGCUUGUGGAAGUGGCCAUCGAUCUUUGCAUUAAGAUACAGGAAAUCCAUCAGAAGAAAAUCAUUCACCGCGACCUGAAGGAGGACAACGUCCUAGUGGACGCCCAAGGAAAGGUGCACGUUAUCGACUUCGGCAACGCCGAUAAGGAGGGUAAAAAGUGUUGCUAUUGUAGACCAAGUUGGUCCCCCAUGUGGAUGGCCCCUGAGGUCUUCUCCGACGUCCUGAACCAUCCCACCCAAGACGUAUACUCCUUCGGGUACUUGCUCAUGACAAUAGCCGAGGUCAUGGAAUCUCCAUAA